Molecule: messenger RNA, 2299 nt
Organism: Drosophila willistoni
Lineage: Eukaryota; Metazoa; Arthropoda; Insecta; Diptera; Drosophilidae
Exons: 3
Coding region: 43-2217 (724 amino acids)
Source: RefSeq, a predicted model, not a curated record
AAAAACGAAAUAAUCAGUAUAAAAAUAUAUUGUGAAAACAAAAUGCCUCGUCCAAUCUUGGUUGAAGAAGGUAAAGGAAAGAAAUCGAAAAAGGCCGAAAAGGUAUUGUCACCGCAAUCCGCUAAAGGCAAGAUUGAAACGGUGAAUUCCAAGGAAACUGAAGGCAAUAUCAAAGCCGGCAAGGACGAGCCCAAGGAUGGAGGUAACAAAAACCAGGCUGGUAAAAAAGAAAAGCAUGUCAUGAAGAAAAAAAUGGUUGUUUUGGCUGACGUAGAUAAAGAGGUUGUCGUAAUGGUAGGUAAUGGAGCUAUGAAACCAACUGUCGAAGAACAAUUUGGCAAGAAGGUGGACAAACCGAUCGUAAUGUCCAAAGAAGAAGAAGAAGACGUAAAGCAAGAUAAUCCCGAUGCCGAGGCCGAUGUCACGUUAUUCAUGAAUGAUAUCUUCAAUCAGAUAUCGGAUCCACUUGGGAUUAGUGUGAGUAAGAAGUUAAAGAUUAAACAGGAGAAACCGAAACAUAAGGAUAUGCUGAAUGCCAAGAAGAAGCCAAUGAAACCUCUAUGGGUAUUGGACACCAAGUCGCCGCCUGUGCCCCCCCAGAACCCCCGUUUCCCAGAUGUAAGGUUGCGACGACAUUAUGGACUGCCCAGGAAGUCAAAACCUCUGACCAAUCUAUUUAAAGAUCUAUCUCUAUGGCGCAGUACCCUCUUAACUGUGGCACAUGUCUUUCUUGGCGUUUUGCUGCUCAACACUUUGAAUUCUUACGCUCUCAUCGUAUUACUGGCCAAGACUGGUCUGUUCAUUUUGAUGAAUGGAUUCUUCUAUGGCAGUUGGCGUCAACAGUUACGCUUUCGUCCAUAUGAGAAACUAAUUGUUUGUGAUAUUGAAAUAUCACCCGAAUGGCUGCAGACAGUAGUACGAAAUCUAAAUGAUCUCUUAAUGGUUAUCCAAAAGAUUCUAUUCAAUGACAACAUUUUGGUGGCCAUUUGCUUGUGGCUCUGUCUCAUGGAGAUACGGAAUUUGUUCAACAAUGUUGAUGGACUAACAAUAUUUACAUACACUUAUUUGGGCAUCUUUCUGGCGCCACGUGUAUAUAUUGAUAUGAAGGCUCUUAUUAAUCAGGCCAGACGGGAAGCUCAGUUGCCAGCAGAUCGUCGUUCAAAAACGUUUCGAAUGCGUCUGUUAGUAAACUUCAUAAAACCUUUUGAACCUGUUUGGGAUCGUCCAAAGAAGAGGCCUCCAGUUAAGACAAUCUACGUGAAUCGGGGACAACAGACCGAUGCCGAGGAUGAUGUAACCAAGGAGAGGAAUGAUCUGUCCGCGACAAUAGCCUUCGCUAUUGAACAACAAUGUGAGAGGAUCAUUGUACAACGAGAGGAGGAUCCACGUGAACCCUACAGUUUAUGGCAUAUUUUGGGUGUCUUAACCACAAUUAGUAUGCCGAAUUAUCUUAAGUAUCUAGUUUACUGGGAAAACAGUGUGGAAUCGGGAAUCUAUCUAAUCACCGGGCUCUAUCUGUUGACCUGUCAUCACACAUACAUUCAGACGUUUUCCUUAGUCAUACUGAUUGAAUUUACCUUGCUCCUAAUCUAUUCGUGUCUGCGUCAAGUGAUAAUAUUUGGCCCAUUCGAAUUGUUUCUUAAUUGGAAGGCCAAGUUGCCAGAGGAACGAACCACAAAUAUGACACGAACUGUUGUCAACUGGAUUAAUCGCUGGAUAGCCACCAUUCAAUAUAUUCUCUUUAGUCGCAAUUUAUUUGCGGCCUUAGGAGUUUGGAUGUGGCUGUACGAGAUGCGUAAAAUGGGCAAUUCUAUCAAUGGACAAACACUUCUCAUCUAUGUUUACCUUUGCUUCUUUCUGGUGCCCGUUCUUAGGGUCAAGUUGAUGCAUACCCUUCAUGCCUGGCGUAAUACAACAAAUGUUAACGAAUUAACUUCCUGUUUGAACUACGCUUUUAUGAUUCUCGAUCUUUUUGAGUUUCCUAAAAUCACCAACACCACAGGAAAGCGCACCAUCUGUGUGAAUCGUGGCCAACAGACCGAGUCCAGUGGCGGCUUUAUUCAAGAAAAGGAUCAUCUCCAGUUGAUUACGGCGAUGGCAUCGUUCGAUCCCAUUGCCUCUAGUCUGCGAUUCAAUGACGAAUGUGGUCUUAAUGCUUCGCAAUGCCUAUUCACAGACUACAACACGAACAAUGAAAACGAAACUCUAUCAGCUUAAAUUGGCAAAUUCAAACAUUAUUUCGUUCAUUUCGUUUUGUUCGUUAUAUUUAUUAAUAUUUCAAGUGCAUUACCAAAACUGA